Messenger RNA from Cornus florida, 1552 nucleotides. Its product is annotated as probable E3 ubiquitin-protein ligase BAH1-like 2. The record is from RefSeq and is a predicted model, not a curated record. Gene Ontology annotation, molecular function: metal ion binding. The coding region runs from base 277 to 1221 and encodes 314 amino acids. Lineage: Eukaryota; Viridiplantae; Streptophyta; Magnoliopsida; Cornales; Cornaceae. The transcript has 6 exons.
GAGAGAGAGAGAAAAGGCUAAUUGGAAUCCAUACAACUUGCCUGGAGAAGUGCUCUCUUACUGUAUGGUUCCAACUCAUAAAAUAAAUAUAUAUAUACACGCACAUAUACAGAGAGGGUGAUAAAGAUAGAGAGGCUCAUUGGAGCAAAAACUAGUGCACUCAUAUUCACAAGUAUUGAAGCUUUAUGCUUAAAUUUGAGAAAUAAGAGAGUGCAAAGAGAGUGAAUUGUGAGGAUUAAUUUUUUGUUGAAUUGUUGGUGUUAGAUAGGUGGAAAGAUGAAGUUUGGCAAGAAAUACAAUUUAGAGAUGGAAGGACAAGAUCAGAAGAAAGUGUCUGGGAUAGGAUAUGAGGAGCUCAAGAAGAUCUUGAAGAAUUGUAGGAGAGAUCUUGAUCAGUCCCAAAUUGACCCUGAUCAUGGGGUCCCCAAUGACAUCUCCACCUGUCCAGUUUGCGACGGGGUUUUUUUCCAGACUCUUCUCAAGGAGAUGUCUGCUGUAAUCAGAUGCUUUAAGGAGCGCGUGAAGAAAUUGAUUGAGAGGCAUCACUCUUCAGGUUUCCAUAAAUACUUCAUUCGAUUGAAAGACAAGCUGCAGGGGAACCAAAUUGACUUAAUUCAGGAAGGCAAGGACCUGAUUACUUAUGCAUUGAUCAACACCAUGGCAAUGAGAAAACUACUGAAAAAAUAUGAUGAGAUUCAUUUCUCUAAGCAAGGCCAAGCAUUUAAGUCACAAGCACAAAGUAGGCAUAUUGAAAUCCUGCAGUCCCCAUGGCUAUAUGAGCUUAUGGCUUUUCAUGUUAAUUUGAGGAAGGCCCCUGUGUUGUUCGACGGAUGCUCCGUCAUAUGUAAACCGUCACUCUCUUGUGAUCUCUUUGAUUCUGUCAAGCUUGCUAUUGACUUGACUUGCCCUAUAUGUUUGGACACAGUAUUUGAUGCAGUAUGUCUCACUUGUGGUCAUAUCUUUUGUCACAUGUGUGCUUGCAAGGCUGCAUCAGUAACCAUUGUGGAUGGAAUGAAGGCAGCAGAUCCCAAAGAAAAAUGCCCUCUCUGCCGAGAAGAAGGAGUUUAUGAAGGUGCUGUCCACUUGGAAGAGCUUAAUAUUCUGUUAAGCAGUAGUUGUCCAGAAUAUUGGGAUGAGCGGCUUCAAAUGGAGAGAGUAGAUAGAGUUCAGCAGGCAAAGGAGCAUUGGGAGUCCCAGUGCCGAGCAUUCAUGGGUGUCUAACUAAAUAGGCAAAAUACUGAUCGAGGACUAGUCUUGUCAACACUCUCAUCUUCUUCACUCUGAGUCUCACCGUCACUACUACAAAGCAAGGCUAUGAGUAGAGACAUCCUAAUAAGUGAGUCUUGUUUGAAUGAAGUUUUAAGAAGAACAGUGAAUUCGGUGGUGAAGCUGGAUGAGAAGAAGAAAAUCAUGGAGUGAGAAUUCAAAGGAAGUUUAAUAGCAACAUUGAAUGGAGUGUAACUAGAUAUGUGCAUAAGAGCUUUAAAAACACUCACAACUUAUCCAAUAUCACUUCAUGUUAAAUUAAUCCAUGUAUUUGCCUUUCUUUCUA